Molecule: messenger RNA, 655 nt
Organism: Plutella xylostella (diamondback moth)
Lineage: Eukaryota; Metazoa; Arthropoda; Insecta; Lepidoptera; Plutellidae
Gene: EH
Product: eclosion hormone
Biological process (GO): ecdysis, chitin-based cuticle; neuropeptide signaling pathway
Molecular function (GO): ecdysis-triggering hormone activity
Source: RefSeq, a predicted model, not a curated record
AUCACUCGAAUAGAUCCUCUGAAGUUUUCCGCCGACAACGCUCCCAAGUUUCAGUUCUGAAAUCCCGUUGGCAUCCUUUGCGCUUGGAGUUUUUUGAAGUCGCGCACUGUUCGGCUUUCAGCUUUCUUUAUGUUUUGCAAAUUAAAUCCGAUCAAACUGAAAUGGCGGGAAAAUUCACAACCACCUUUGUAGUGUUGGCGGUCGCCACGAUUUUCGCCAGCCUAAGCCCUGUGAGCUGCAACCCUGCUAUAGCGACCGGCUAUGACCCGAUGGCGAUUUGUAUCGAGAACUGCGCUCAGUGCAAGAAGAUGCUGGGCCCGUGGUUCGAGGGACAACUCUGCGCUGAAACCUGCAUCAAGUUCAAGGGAAAACUCAUCCCUGACUGCGAAGACUUAGGAUCCAUCUCCCCUUUCCUCAACAAACUUUGAAAACGAAAACCAUUUAGCCGAAUUAUGUAACACUUUGCGCCGCAAAAUAAGUUUUUAUGGCGCACACUUUUGUUCUAAGUUUGUUUGUAAGACACUUUUGAAGAUAUGCCAAAGCCUAUAAUACUCUAAGUUUAAGUUUAUGUUUUAAGCUUUUUACACUCGCGAUAAAGUGUAGCUUGUACUUUUAUACAGGGUUUAUUAUGAAAUAAAGGAUUGUAUAAGUGAAA